AUGAGGAUUCAAGAACUGCAGAGUAAACUACCAGAACUCCGCACCAAAUUCCGUGAAACUGAAGAAAGGUGGAACAAAGCAAACAUUAGCGCAACGCUGAAAGAUACCAUAGACUCCAUGUUGAAGAAUAUAAUUGACCAACACCGCAGCUCCACCACAAGAUCCAACCAGAGGAAGCUGAUCAACCUUAAUGGAGGCGAGCUCAAACAAACCCGGCCCGUCAAGGGUUACAUUAAUUUAUCAGACAAGACCCUGACACCUGAUCAAGAGGAACUACUAAACUUUGGUCUCAACUGCCAUGUCAUGACAAAGCCGAGGAAACACCAAAAAAGAGUAGAAUGUGAGAUUCUACUCGACGACAUCGCAAACCUAGCCAAGCAAGAUGAAGUUACUGUGCAGCCAACAUUCCAGCAAGAAGUCGUCGCAGAAGCAUCCAAAUCAAGAGGAAACUACAAAAGCAAGAUCGUAGAAGAGCGACACAUUGAAGCCGCUAAGCAACUUAAAGCAGACCAUAACAUCACUGUAAGAAAAGCCGAUAAGUCUGCAUCCUACGUCAUAACGAACACCUCUGAAUACAUGGAUAAAAUGGACGACAUCCUGAAGGACGAAACCAACCUGACCUCAGCAGCUGACUUCCUUGACAUCCUCAAGUCAAACAACGCGAAGGAAAAUAUAGCUUCUCUGGAUGUGGAAUCAUUAUUUACGAACGUCCCAGUCGACCGAGCCAUCGAAUACAUCUUGCAACGAGUUUACCAUAAUGACGACACCCCGAGCCUAGACAUCCCUGAGCCCACGCUACGCAGCCUUCUUGAGUGCUGCACAAAAGAGGCACCAUUCACCUGCCCUAGAGGUAACAAGUACCAACAAGUGGAUGGUGUCGCCAUGGGCUCCACGCUGGGAGUCCUGCUGGCGAAUUUCUUCAUGGGCUGCAUAGAGGAAGAAGCCUUUAAGACCACCAAGAGACCUGCUAUAUACUGCCGCUACAUCGACGACAUUUUCAUCAAAACCACAAGCACCGAAGACGCCGAACAUCUCAGAAGACUCCAUCAAGAAUUAUCCGGAUUAAACUUCACCAUCGAGCAUAGCACCAACGGAUCCAUGCCUUUCCUGGAUAUCCUCGUCAAACAAGAUCAAGACGCCUUCAACACUGCUGUCUACGUGAAGGCUACUAACCCAUGUCUCUGUCUCAAUGGAGGGAGCGAGUGCCCCAAACGCUACAAAGACUCCACCAUAGUGGCCUACAUCCGGAGAGCACUCACCCACUGUA
This is a messenger RNA of Eriocheir sinensis (Chinese mitten crab), 1267 nucleotides long. RefSeq lists its product as uncharacterized. The transcript is spliced from 2 exons. NCBI's taxonomy places the organism in Eukaryota, Metazoa, Arthropoda, Malacostraca, Decapoda, Varunidae. The record is from RefSeq and is a predicted model, not a curated record. The annotation marks the transcript as partial.